CGUCGCGACGGUACCGUAUAUCUUUGCCUGCAUGCCCUUGCUGACCGUUCGCGAAGUGGGAGUCGAUCUUUCAAAUUCAAGCAUGUUUUAUCACGUAUCACUUGAACAUGAAAUUCUCCUUCAUCCAAGAUACUUUGGACCGAGCCUACUCAACACUGUCAAACAGAAGUUGUUUACUGAAGUAGAAGGGACCUGUACUGGGAAGUAUGGCUUUGUCAUUGCUGUUACGACCAUUGAUAACAUUGGUGCCGGGAUGAUUCAACCGAGCAGGGGCUUUGUUCUCUACCCAGUCAAAUACAAGGCAAUAGUAUUCAGACCAUUCAAAGGAGAGGUAGUAGAUGCUGUAGUCACACAGGUCAACAAGGUUGGUCUUUUCACAGAAAUUGGGCCUUUGUCAUGUUUCAUCUCAAGACAUUCCAUUCCAGCUGAUAUGGAAUUCGACCCCAACUCAAAUCCACCAUGUUACAAGACAAAGGAUGAGGAUAUAGUAAUACAGCAAGAUGAUGAGAUCAGGUUAAAGAUAGUUGGAACCAGGGUUGAUGCAUCAGACAUUUUUGCUAUUGGAACACUCAUGGAUGAUUAUUUAGGUCUUGUGAGCUAACAUCCCAUAAUGCAUUUCAACCUGAACAUAUUUAUGGACAGAACACACAACACGAGUCAACUUCAUGGAUAUCAUUCUUUUAUCUUUUAAUAGUCAUACAUCUUGGUAGAAUUUGAACUUUCUUUGAUUUCCAUGAUCACUGAUACAGUGCUUACAAUAGUGAACUUUCAAUAAGAAAUAUGAAUUUGAGAGAGGACAGUAGUUUCAGACAAAAAGGCACCUGAAAAAAUUCUGAGUCUUGUUCAGUCUCAAACCAAAUGGCUCUUUUUAGAUUUUUUUUUUGCAGAAAUGAAUAAAUGGCACGAGGAAUUCUGGAAAGCCAUCAUGAAAGGCUGCAUGAGGCAAAGUGGUUGACAUCUCUCAUGCUAUAGAGAUACCAAAAGAAACUGGGGGGGGGGGGGCAUGUCACAAAGCUAAGUGAUUGAUCAUACAGUUGAUUUGUACACUUGAUGGCACAUAAUGAUCAAUGCAAUCGAUCAUAAAAGUUAACCUUAUGAUGAAGCACUUUGCUUUGUAUUAUUAGGCCCAAAUUGGUCUUUAUCUGAAUCUUUAUCCUCCCCUAAUUUGUCUUUCACAGGUAUUCUUCAUGUUAGAAUAAAUUAUUUCCAUCACAAAAUCAUGGAAAAUUUUAUCUGUAAUGAAUAGCUCACAGGCCACAUGUAUUUGGCAAGGUAACUGUACACUAUUCCCAGUCAGUGAAGCUCAAGUCACAAUGUUUAACUUGCAUAUUAUAUAUCAACUGUAAUUCUUAAGAAAUCACAGUAAUCACAAUUAUCAUUUACAAUUCUGCAGUCAAAUUUUGACUAGUCAAAGUAUUUCCAGCUUUCAGACUGAUUUGAUGUUUGCAGAAUUUGAGUUACUUGAACAAUUGUUGAAAUAAAUCAUGGCAUUGGAGAAGGGAUGAUUUCUUCCAUAAAGUAGUCAUUAUCAGUUUCUCUUAUUCACUCAAAAGCAUUUUGAAAAACAUCUGCCUCAAAAUCUUCCCAACAUAAUUCUUUUAGAAGUUUAAUGCUUACUUUAAUUCUCAGUUAAACAUCUUUAAGAAGAAGUUCAAGGUGAUAAGUGGUACUGGGUAUAAAAGAAAUGUCACUGAAUACUACAAAUGCCUUUUUGCUUCUGAUGAAUAUAUUUGCACUCAACCCAAUAAGUGGUUUGUUUCCUUAAGAAAACCUCACUUGCAAAAUAAAAUUGAGGCUGCACAAUGUAUUGAAAUCAUUGAGGUUUCAGAGUCAAGAUAUUUGUGAGAUAUCAUAAUCUCCUUCAGCUGUACUGGCACUUGAGAACUUGGUCAGGAAGCCACUGUUCAUCAAUCCAUUAAUACCAACCAAUGUUUGGUGAAAGAUUGCGUGAGCACCAACAUAAUUUCUUCAAGUAAUCUCAUCUCAGUGUUUCCAAGGAUAACUCUUGGUGCAAGAAUGCCCAUUCCAAUGUAGCCUGUGAAUAGUGCAAAAGAAUGUUAAAAUAAAAAAAUGGUAUGAUAAUGAAUAUCUUGAACAAAAGAAUGAUGACCAAAUGGUGCACAUUGGAUUUCACAAGAAAAUUCUGAAAUGAAAGAAAACAUGGCUAUAGGUAAUGAUUAUUCAUAAAUGCCUUUCAUGUAUCAUGUGAUAUGUAUGUACUUGACAAUGGUGAGUUCUGUAUUAUGUUGUAAAUAAAUUUUGUAUAUAACAU
Messenger RNA from Lytechinus variegatus (green sea urchin), 2272 nucleotides. It is a transcript of the gene polr2g, whose product is annotated as DNA-directed RNA polymerase II subunit RPB7. Gene Ontology annotation, cellular component: P-body; RNA polymerase II, core complex. The record is from RefSeq and is a predicted model, not a curated record. Gene Ontology annotation, molecular function: single-stranded DNA binding; translation initiation factor binding; single-stranded RNA binding. Bases 32 to 601 code for a protein of 189 amino acids. Gene Ontology annotation, biological process: transcription initiation at RNA polymerase II promoter; positive regulation of translational initiation; DNA-templated transcription. Lineage: Eukaryota; Metazoa; Echinodermata; Echinoidea; Temnopleuroida; Toxopneustidae. The transcript has 8 exons.